This is a messenger RNA of Cuculus canorus (common cuckoo), 2800 nucleotides long. RefSeq names its product smoothelin like 2 (gene SMTNL2). The transcript has 9 exons. Gene Ontology annotation, cellular component: M band; I band; microtubule organizing center. The record is from RefSeq and is a predicted model, not a curated record. Bases 86 to 1417 code for a protein of 443 amino acids. Gene Ontology annotation, molecular function: tropomyosin binding; protein phosphatase 1 binding. Gene Ontology annotation, biological process: actin cytoskeleton organization; positive regulation of vasoconstriction. NCBI's taxonomy places the organism in Eukaryota, Metazoa, Chordata, Aves, Cuculiformes, Cuculidae.
GGAGAGGGGAUCCAGAGGGAGAAGAGAGGAGGCAGCGGGAGGGGAGAGCAUCCAUCGAGAGGAGAGGGGAGCGGCUGCCCGGGCCAUGUCGAGCGGCCCGGAGGAGGCGUGCGGGGCGCGGUGCGGGGAGGCGCUGCGGGAGCUGCAGGCGGAGCUGCAGGCGCUGAAGCGCGGCGUGGGGCGGCAGGUGGAGGAGGUGCUGCGCCUCGCCAGCCCCCUGGCCGGCGCCGUGGCCGAGCUGCAGCACGAGAACCGGCGGCUGCGGGCGCAGCUGGAGCGGCUGGCCGGGCAGGUGGAGCUGCUGGGCCGAUCGGCGGGGCUGCCCGCUCCCGAGGAACCCGCCGGCAGCUUCUCCAGCCACGCCAGGCUGGCCCUCACCGGCCGCAGCCAGAGCGUAGACCUGGAUGACCAUCACAAACCUGAGUUUAGAAGAGUUUUUAGUUCUCCCAUCAUUGAAAAUGGGCAUCAGUCUUCAUCAGGUCAGGCAAAAGUCUCCCAUGAACUGACCUCUUUUCAUAGAUCAGACUCUUCCCCUGAAGCCCAUGCCCCUGCAGUCACCUUACAGAUGCCUCACCUUCCCGUUACGGCAACAACCAGGAUAUCAGAGAAGUUUUCAGGAGAGACCAUCUGUUCUACAGGAACAACUAAUGUGUCUGAUGGCCAGCUGGGACAGAGCAAGAGCAAAAACGCGAUGGCAGUGAAAACUUCCAACCAGUCGGUGAAGGCCUGGAAUUCAAGUACAACAAGAACAGUGGGUUCAUCUGCCACUGGAGAGAAUACCACUUCUGUCACUAAGUCUGUCUCAGCUGUGAGCUAUGGGACGAAUAGUGGAACCAACACUGGUGAAAGUGGCACUGAUGGUUACUGUGAUGUGACCCCCAGCUCUCGCUCCUCUCCUCCCACUUCACAUCGCCAAGGUGAAAGGAGGCGAGAACUGGUACGGUCUCAGACGCUCCCACGGACUUCAGGAGCACAGGCCAGGAAAGCGCUUCUCGAGAAAUUGGAACAGGAGAGUGGAAAAGGAAAAGGAGAACCCAGACAUAAGCUGAAGAGAUCACAGAGCUUUGGAGUUGCCAGCGCUAGCAGCAUUAAACAAAUUCUGUUAGAAUGGUGUCGCUCGAAAACCAUAGGAUACAAGCACAUCGAUCUCCAAAACUUCUCCUCAAGCUGGAAUGAUGGGAUGGCAUUCUGUGCUCUUGUUCAUUCUUUCUUCCCUGAAGCCUUUGAUUAUAAUAAGCUUGACCCAGCUAAUCGCAAGCAAAACUUUGAGCUGGCCUUCACCAUGGCUGAGAAGAUGGCUCAAUGCGAUCGUCUGAUAGAAGUGGAUGACAUGAUGUUGAUGGGUCACAAGCCAGAUCCCAUGUGUGUCUUCACCUAUGUCCAGUCUCUGUACAAUCAUCUACGGCGCUUUGAGUAAAACCAUCGACACCUCUCCAGCCAGCAGGGUCCCGGGCAGUACGCUCAUGGGAAGAGUGACGUUUUGCAAAUGGAACGCAGUACUGUGUUUUCCUUUCUCCUUCCCUUUUGCUUACAUUCAACUGCAUGGCUGGCUGACCGAAGUGUUGCUGAGCAGCACCCCAAACCGUUGAUCACAUCGGCAUGUCAGAAAUAUGUUUGAAAAAGACAGAAAAAAUCCACAGGGAAAGGCAAAUGCUGUCAUUUUGGUGCUAGUAGUAGGUUGGAUUUUUACUAUUCCUGUGUUUAAAGACCACAGGAAGCUGGUUUGCUGCUCCUAUCUCUGUUGGGCUGGGGACCCAGUUUUACGCAGCGAUAGGUAAUGCUGCUACGAAGGUGUUCCCUCUUAAAAUGCAGGUGAAACUCUGGAAGACAGCACCUUCAAUUCCACUUCUCUGUUGAGUGUAGCACAAAAGAAAUAGCAGAUGGACAAGGAAAGUUCUGUUUAGCAACUGAUAACGUUCUCAACCACUAAGGCAAUACUGCCUUUCCUUCAACCCUGUCUGCGCAUCAUUCGUGCACGCACUCACUCACUCACACACAUGUACCCACACACACCCACACCAAACAGGUACUGUUCUGUUCUCUUAAAGUAGAAAGUGAGCACCUCUUCCCUGCUCACGGGGGAGAUGGGGAACUACCGUGUCCGUUUGUAAUGGUCAAAUCUGAAGUGAUUUGCUUAGAGGCUUGCGAAAGCCGCCACUGGCACUCCGGGGUUAAUUUCUUAAUGGUGAAAAAUAGCAACAGCUGGGGCUGUUCUGUGUAGGAGAUUUGUGUUUGCAUGACUUAGGAUUGCAGGAAAGGGGCAGCUAGGAAAGUACAAAAUCCUCUGAAUGGUUGUAAAUAGAAGCAAGGCUAGUUUGCUUUGACCAGGAGUAUAGGGGAGAGCAGCUCUCCGGUGUGGACAGGAAUGAAGUUUUUUACUUGCUCAGUCCUCGUAUUGACUCUGAGGUGGACAGGCCGAAGCGGCAUGAAAGAUGUGGGAGUUUUGAAAUGCCUUGGGCUAGUUUCUGGUUUCAGUUAAAUUAGCAUUAAAACCACAAUACAGUGGGAUUAUUCCAGAUUUACUGGACAAAAAGGUCAUGUGUCACCCUUUCUGGUUUUCUUUUUGAUAAAUCAACAGAGCUUUGUUUUCACAGUGAUUGUUAAAAACAAAACCACUAAAAAAGCAUACUUGAGAAAAAAGAAGCCUUUUAAAAUUAUUUCUUCCAUAAAAACAGGGUCAUAGAAAGUAAAAACUGAAAGCCACAAGCCCUCUGUUCAUGCUAGAGAAUGUUUUUUAAACUGCAUAUGUGCUUUUUGUAGAUAUUUAUAAAGAUUACUUUGGUUCUGUAUUGAUGACCAU